Symbiodinium necroappetens is the source of this 1446-nucleotide messenger RNA. The record is from the annotation of a GenBank genome assembly. NCBI's taxonomy places the organism in Eukaryota, Dinophyceae, Suessiales, Symbiodiniaceae.
AUGGCCUCAAGUCUCGCACUCUGCUUGAUGGGUAUCAUCUAUGAGCUUCGGCUCUACCAUCCCCUGGGUCUGCCACUGGGUCGAAACCUGCUGCCCAUCCUGAAGGCAGCCCAGACCAAGGAGUUCGUGGCCAUGCUCAUCCUCAUCAUGUCCAUCCUUCUGGCCACCUUCUUGGCUGCCUGUGUGGAAUUUCAGGAGUUUGACGGGCAGCUGUUGUCGGUGGCUGUGAGAACAUGGCAGACUCUGAUUGUGGGGGAGUCCUCGCUCUUCGAUGUCGACAACUACGAGCAUGCAGCCUUGCGCUACUUCGUGGUGUCCUUCCUUUUCUUCGUGUGCAACAUCGUGCUCAUGAAUAUCUUCAUCAGUGUCACGGGCGCCGGCUACGAGGAGGAACGUGCCAACAUCGUGGGCACCUUUAGCGCAGAACGCUUUAGGGUGUGCAUGGAAAGUGUGGAGGUCACGGGAUGGUCCAGGUUUUUUGUUCUGGUGGCCAUGGUUUGCGGGCUCUGCAUACGGAUGAUGGUCAGCCUGGCACUCGGAGAAGUCUGGACCUUCGUCACGGAAGUGUUGGCUCUCCUCAUCUGGCUCAUGCUCUUCCUGUUGCAGUGGCACUUCUGCCAAGAGGUUGCGAAGCUUCGAGUGAAACCCGAGGACUUCGAUCCCGAAGCGAGGAAGUACCUCUGGAUCUGCGUCCCAUCACAGCGGUUGGAGGUGGACGAGGAUGCAACGGAUGUGAGCCUCAAUGAGAUUGUCACAAGCUUAAACGAGCUUCGCGAUUUGUUGCAGCGGAGGCCCGCUCCUGGCCGCAUUCGCCGCACACGCCGAGUGCAAGUGAACACACACAGGAAGUGGCUCCAGGACUUCCUGGCAGAGGCCGAGCUGGACCUGGAAAAGCCCCUCGUUGAGAAGGUAUCUGGAGAGCGCUCUGCGAUGGGCCGAGACGCGGCUCGGCGCAAGGGGUGCGCAGGUGUGUCACAGGAGGAGGCCAAAGCACAUCUGGAGGAUUUGCUGGUGCACCAGGGCUGCAAGCAGGAACACCGGAGUCAGAAGUGGGGGUUGAUGGCUAGGCACAUGGGACUCAGUGAUGCUCCAUCUCGCCGCCUUCGCUGGCAGCAGCAGCUGCACUGGCACGGAAAGGCCAGAGUCAAUUGCUUUUGCGCGAUCCCCAUGGCGCGGCUGAGAAAAGCAGGCGCUGAGCGUGGCUGGAGAAGUCUGCUGAGAUGCGUGCCGCCCUCGCCGAGCGUGCGCGCCGGGUUGGAGAAAGUGCUGCGGCGUGUGACGCACGCGGACUGCGCGGCCAUUCCAUCGGAGGACCUGGAGGCGGCCGUGCGAUGGGCGAAGAGGAGUGAGGAGGCCCUGGCGAAGUCAUUGAAGCACAUCCAGGAGCUGGAUGUUGAAAGUCACCAUAUGCAGGCUCAUGCUUUCCCACCUGAAGUGUCCAGUUGA